Messenger RNA from Lodderomyces pseudojiufengensis, 3546 nucleotides. It is a transcript of the gene SLA1, whose product is annotated as cytoskeletal protein-binding protein. Gene Ontology annotation, molecular function: protein-macromolecule adaptor activity; cytoskeletal protein binding; ubiquitin binding. Lineage: Eukaryota; Fungi; Ascomycota; Pichiomycetes; Serinales; Debaryomycetaceae. Bases 1 to 3546 code for a protein of 1181 amino acids. The record is from RefSeq and is a predicted model, not a curated record. The transcript has a single exon. Gene Ontology annotation, biological process: regulation of actin filament polymerization.
AUGUCAUAUAUUGGCGUUUAUAAAGCCGUGUAUGAUUAUGAUGCACAAGCAGAUGAAGAAUUGACAAUUGCCGCUGAUGAUCUUUUGUAUCUUUUGGAGAAAUCAGACAUUGAUGAAUGGUGGAAAGUUAAGAAAAGAGUUAUUGCAACAGGUAAUGAAAUUGUUGAUGAACCACAAGGUUUAGUACCUUCAAACUAUAUUGAAGAAGCACCAAUAUUGAGAAAAGCAACCGCAUUAUAUGAUUAUGAUAAACAAACUGAAGAAGAAUUAUCAUUUAAAGAAAAUGAAAUUUUCAACAUAUAUGACUUGAGUGAUCCAGAUUGGAUUUUAGUUGGAAAUUUAAAUCAAACUGAAUUCGGGUUUAUUCCUUCAAAUUAUAUUCAAUUAGAUGAGAACCAAGCAACUUCAGCUCAACAACCAAUUCAACAAUCUCAACAACAAGCCAUACCACCAAAACAAAUACCGAUGCCAUUAAAUAAUUUUGCACCACCACCUCAACAUCCCACUAGAUCUUCAGAACACGAAAUACCACCUGAGACUCCAGAAAAGGAUUACCCCAGACAACUUGAGCAACAAAGCCCUUUAAGAAGAGAAUAUCACGAGGAGGAAGUAGGAGGAGAAGAGGAAGAAGAAGAGGCACCUCCACCAAUGCCAUCAAGACCAUCCGAACCAGAGACUAACGUUGGCUCAAGCAGAAAUUACGAAAGGGAAGCAGACGUACAACCGAAUGAAGAUGCGGAACAUUCGUACGAUGGAGAGUUUUUCACUUGGCACAUAGACGAAGUAGACGGAAGAAAGAAAAGACCCAUCAAAGUUUCAAUAGGUCAAGGUCUAGUUAUUAUAAAACCAAACACUCAAAAUCCAAAAAAAUUAAGAUUAAGAUCAGACUCUAAAAUUGAUAAUCAAUGGAGAAUUAGAGAUUUAGUAAGUUUUAAUAAUGAGAAGAAACAUGUAUUCUUAGAAUUUAAAAAUCCACCUGCUUCAUUGGAAUUACAUACAGGAACUAAAGAUGUUGCUGAAGCAAUUAUGGCCAUAUUGGGUGACUUGAAAGGUGCUGAGCAAGCCAAGGGAUUGAAAGAAGUACAACAAGCAUCACAAACAAGUACGGGAGGUGCCAAUAAAAAAAUUGGUAGAUUAAUUUAUGACUUUAAAGCUCAAGGAGACGAUGAAUUGAAUUGUAGAGAGGGAGAUGAAGUCUAUAUCGUUAAUGAAUCUCGAUCUACCGAUUGGUGGAUGGUUCAAAAUGUUGAUACAGGAAGGCAAGGAGUUGUACCAUCGUCAUACAUUGAAGUGAUUAGUACAUCGAAUUUAGAUGAUCUAACUGAUGGACCUUUGAGAAGAAAGUCAACAAAAUCAAAAGGAAAAGUUGUUAAUGGUAGAGACAAACGUCAGUCACGUUCAAGAGGUAGAGAUGAAAGAGAAAGAGUUAGAGAAAAAGAUAGAGCUUAUAGAGAAAAACAAACAUAUGACGAAAACGAUAAAUCAAUGCCUAAUUACCAUCGUGUGAGAACAUGGAUUGAUAGUUCAGGUACUUUCAAAGUUGAAGCUGAAUUUUUGGGAUGUGUAGAAGGUAAGGUACAUUUACAUAAAACAAAUGGAGUUAAAAUUGCAGUUGCAGCUGAAAAGUUAUCAAUUGAGGAUUUAGAAUAUGUUGAAAAAAUCACUGGUACAUCAUUAGAAAAUUAUAAACAAUUAGUUCAAAAGCAAAUGGAAAAAAGAGCUAGAUCAAAAAGUAAAUCUGGAGCAACUGUGUCAGAACCAGAACAUAAAAAGCCACAAUCUGCAACUGCUGCUAUUAACAAUAUUGAACCAUCUCAUCAUUCUAAAUCUCGCCCAACUACUCAAGUUUCAAAUAAUGGAGCACCAGCAUAUGAUUGGUUUGAUUUUUUCUUGUCGUGUGGUGUUGAUGUUGGUAAUUGUCAACGUUAUACAUUAAAUUUUGAAAGAGAACAAAUGGAUGAAAAUAUUUUAGAAGAUAUUUCACCAUCUUUAUUGAGAACUUUAGGUUUAAGAGAAGGUGAUAUCAUCAGGGUAAUGAAAUUUUUAGAUAAUAAAUAUGAUAGAAAGAAAUCAGUUGAACCAGAACAACAACAAUCUGGUGGUUUGUUCUUGGAUACAAAUGGUGCAUUAAAGAACAACUCUGCUACUGAAUUAUCAAAGGUUACUAAAGAUGCUUUACCAUCACCAAUCAAGACACAACAAACACAACUCAAUAAUACAAAUACUCCAUCAAAAAUAGAUGACGAUGCUUGGGCAAUGAAACCAGCAGCAAGAUCAAAUGAAAAUUUAUUAAAAUCAACUCCUCAACCACAGACCCCUCAAUAUACUGGAUCUUUAUCAGACUUGGUCAAUAUUAAACCAAUGGAGAAUAAAUCUGAACCUCAAAAGAGUAAUCAAACUCCGUCUUUACCUCCAUUGCAACCAACCAAAACAGCAAAUUCUGCUCCAGCACCACCACAAGGGGCUAUUCCUUUACCAGCUCAAAGAACAGGAGGUUUUGUACCUGUACAAAGAACAGGUGCAGGUUUACAACCUGUUCAAACUGGCGGUUUUAUGCCUUCACAACCUACAGGUUUCAUACCAAUUACUGCACAACCAACUGGAUUUGUCCCAAUUCAAGCAACAGGUAUACUUCAACCUCAAUUUACUUUUGGAAUUAUCCCAUUACAAACUGGUCAAACUGUUAAUCAACAAAGAACUGGUGGCAAUUUACCACCUCCAACUACAUUUGGACAAUCAUCACAACAACAGCAACAAUCUCAACCAUUCCAACCUAGCUUCAUACCAUUACAAACAGGUCCUAUAACAAUGCCUCAAACAACCUUUGGUUCUCAAAAUACAGGAGGUUUACCACCUCCAACUUCUUUUGGGCAACAACUUCAACCUACAGGUGGUUUUCCACCCACUUCAUUCAAUCAACCUCCAUUGCAGCCAACUCAAAGAACAGGUGGUCAAAUUACAGGAGGAUUCGUUCCGCAAUCAAAUUUUGGAAAACAAAUUACCGGUGGUUUUAUGAACACAAAUACUGUUCCAUUUGGACAAUCACAACAACCUCAAAACAAUAUAUUCCCACAAACUUCUUUUGGUCAACAACAACAAACUGGUGGAAUAAUGCCUCAAACUUCUUUUGGCCAAGCUCAACAACCUACUGGAUUGUUUUCUCAACCAUCAUUUGGACAACCACUACCACAACAGCAACAACCAAAUUUUUUCAAUCAAAACACUGGUGGAUUACCACCUCAAACAUCAUUUGGACAACCUAAUAUGUUUCAACAACAAACAUUUAAUCAACCUCAACAACCUCAAACGAAUCAAAUGACCAAUAUGUUUUCAAAUACAUCGAUCUCAUCGCCUCCUCAAUUCAACUCACAAAUGCCAACAACAAGCUUUGGCAACAAUAACUCGAACUUUGAAGGUUUCAAUUCACAGCAAUUGCAGUCUCAACCAACAGGAAUGGGAUUUGGGAACUCACCUUUACAAACUCAACAAACAGGUAGAAGAGCUAAUUUAGCUGCCGCAACUCCAGAUAAUCCAUUUGGGUUUUGA